AGGGGGAGGGGAUCCUGUUUAAUUCGAGGUCUUGGGAGUGUGGGAGCAGGAGGAGGUUCCUCUGGUCCCUCCUCCCUCCUGGAGACCUGGGCUCCACCUCCUCCGCGUGCCCCCAGAUAUACACACACUCGCCGAGACUGGACAUGCACACCCAGCGCCGGCUCUGGGCGCGUACGCACACAGGUAGCGACAGUCACCUGAGCCUGUGCACUGGGCUCCCGCCUCCUCAGGAGCAGCGGUGGAGUGGCGGCCUGAACCGGGGAAAGGGCCCACUGUGCUGCGGAAAUCGGGGAAGCGGGAACAGCCCCAGCGCGGACCUGCGAACUGAGGUGACGUCGCGGUUUCCUUAAAUCCCCUCCUCCAGCACCUCCGCCUCCGCGCCUGCUCGGUUCUGCGCGGAGAACCCAGGAGAGAGGGGCCCCCGGCUCGGCGCACACGCGGGCGCACGCAGCAAGGCCAGCGCGCCGGCGCAGGAAACUUGGGCAAAGUUAGUUGCAAGUGCCGGGCGGCGGCCGAGAGGAGCGAGGUGGGGACGCAGCCGGUGGCGGGCCCGCCGCGCCGAGGCAGCGCCGCCUUCCACACUCUGAGCGCCCCGGGAUCCCCAGUCGGCCGGCGCGUCUGGAGGGGCUUGGAGCGAGGGGAGCCGGCAUGGCCCGGGAGCCGGCGCCUCGGCUAGUCGGGAGGAUUUCCUCUGAGGCCCGGAGACCCCAACCUUGAUCAAGCCUCAUCUUACCUUCGUCUCCGACCCGCAGUCUAAGAGGAAGGCCGGUGAGGCAGGUGCUGGCGGGGGCGGACAGCUCCCCACUUGCAAAAACAGCAGUCGAUUGGGGAGGGUUCCCAUCCGCGCGCCCUGCCCCGAGUCAGGAAGACCGGCUGGUGCUACUGCAUUUGUGUUGAUAUCCAUUGCUACGCGCUGUUUUCCCUUGGUGCGCCCGGACCCUCCUCCACCUCCCCCUCCUCUUCCUCCUCCUGGGCCAUCUCCGCUCCUCCUCCCCCACCCCCAUCUGCUACUGUCAAAUGAGAAAGUCACCGAGGAGAACCCAAACACUCCAGCCGCGGAGAGCCCCCUUUGGCACUUGGCAGCACGCGGAGGCGGGCUCCUGGGUUCAACUUGACGGAGCCUCUGCGACGCACCUUGCCGGGCUGCUGUGCGUUUAAGUGAAAAAACACCGAGGAGGGGGACAGCUCUGACAGGCAGCGGCUACCUGCGGGGAGUUCGCAAGGAAAAGCCACCAGCGAGGAAGGACAAAAAGAAAGCAAAGAGCAAACUGCCACCGUGGGGUGGGGACACCGCCGAAAAGUUAUCGUGCUCCGGAGAGGGUUUUCCCGAGCGCUCGGCCAGAGAGAUUAACGCAGCCCGAGGCGCGGCGCGGCCCUGGGCUGGUCCCCCGGCCCCCUCCUCCCCGGCGGGAGCGACCCCACCAGGGUGCGAAGUAGGGCGCGGCGAGCGCCGGCGGGCCGAACGUGUCCCCGCGGGCAGCCAACAUUGAUUUCCUCCGGGCCGAGGGCGACGGCCCGGGUGGCGGUGGCGGCGGCGGCGGCGGACUGCAGCCGCGGCACGGCGAGAGCAUGUCCAAGCCGGUGGACCACGUCAAGCGGCCCAUGAACGCUUUCAUGGUGUGGUCGCGGGCUCAGCGGCGCAAGAUGGCCCAGGAAAACCCCAAGAUGCACAACUCGGAGAUCAGCAAGCGCCUGGGCGCCGAGUGGAAGCUGCUCACGGAGUCGGAGAAGCGGCCGUUCAUCGACGAGGCGAAGCGCCUGCGCGCCAUGCACAUGAAAGAGCACCCGGACUACAAGUACCGGCCGAGGCGCAAGCCCAAGACGCUGCUCAAGAAGGACAAGUUUGCUUUCCCGGUGCCCUACGGCCUGGGCGGCGUGGCCGACGCCGAGCACCCGGCGCUCAAGGCGGGCGCGGGGCUGCACGCGGGCGCCGGCGGCGGCCUGGUGCCGGAGUCCCUGCUCGCCAACCCGGAGAAGGCGGCCGCUGCCGCCGCCGCCGCCGCCGCUCGCGUCUUCUUCCCGCAGUCGGCUGCCGCCGCGGCCGCCGCAGCCGCCGCCGCCGCCGCGGGCAGCCCCUACUCCCUGCUCGACCUGGGCUCCAAGAUGGCAGAGAUCUCCUCGUCGUCGUCCGGCCUCCCGUACGCGUCGUCGCUGGGGUACCCCACCGCCAGCGCGGGCGCCUUCCACGGAGCGGCGGCCGCGGCUGCAGCGGCUGCGGCGGCCGCCGGGGGGCACACGCACUCGCACCCCAGCCCGGGCAACCCGGGCUACAUGAUCCCGUGCAACUGCAGCGCCUGGCCCAGCCCCGGGCUGCAGCCGCCGCUCGCCUACAUCCUGCUGCCGGGCAUGGGCAAGCCUCAGCUGGACCCCUACCCCGCGGCCUACGCCGCCGCGCUAUGACCCCGCGGGGCCGCCUAACGAGGACCAGUGUGCGCACUUGUACAUAUGUGUAAUAGGUACGAGCUCUGCGGCCACCCCUUGCGCCCUCCCGCGACGGGGACCCCGGUUUGUUUGUACAUAAGCUGUAUAGGUGCCAGGCAGAGGCAGAGAUGCCAGUCGGGGCGCGAGUGGCCGAGCGCGCGAGGGCGCGGGCGAGUGUGCGUGUGAAUUCACAGGACCAUUUCAGACCCGCACAUCGGCAGCCAGCUUUACAGAGGGCAGUUGUAUCCGGCAGCAGCGGUUGGUGUCUGUGUUGCACUUGGGAACCUGUUGCGUUUUUGGCCCACAGAGGUGGAGGAGUAACUUUGUGACGUGUUGGGCUCUCCAGUUGGCGUUCGUUGGAAGUUUCUUGUCGGUUUCAUUUUUUUUUCUCAUUAUCUUUCCCUUAUUCUCCCCCGCCCCCCGGUCUAUAUGUUGCAUGCAUUCUGAUUCAGUGCUGGGUCUGACAUGGCUGCACAAGGGAAAAGCUGAUCUGUGUCAUUAGUUUCUCGGAGCGGGAUGGCUCUGAGCAGCCUUGCUCCUUAUUUGUACCAUUUGAACUUUGCAAAUCUCUGUUCUCUCAAGCAGAACCCCUAGACCGGAUCCAUUCGUGACCAGUGACCUGCUCGAAUCUGGCCUUUUGUGUGUGAGAUGAUCGCGGUUUCUUUUGUUUAUCACGCCAUAUGCAAAUCAGAGCAAGAGCUCGCUCGCUCUCGCUCUGUCUCUCAAGAGCCAGGAACGCAAACAAGAAAUUUGUGUGAGAUGAAAAGUUGUCAGUUGGAUUCUCUCCCUUAAAUAAUAAAAAAACAACAGCUAGAAAUCACCUGGGAGUCCCCACUCCCUUGGAUUCUGACACAGUUUACACAAAAUGCAAAGGCCCUGUUCCUGUUUCCCCCUAUGGCUGCGUCCACCCUCAGAUUGUAAAUGUGUACAUGUCUGUGCAAACAUUGAGUCUGAGAAUGUGUUAUUUGCGUUGCCCUAAAUCUGGGUCGAUUUUAGACUCUAAAGCAUUUUGAGCUAAUGUCAAAGUUAACUUUAAAAAAUUGCGGGACUACUUCAGAGUCGCAAUUUUAUCUAAGAUUAAAUCAGACUUUUUUGUCUGAGUGGUAAUUAUAUAUUUAUUAUUUAGCAAAACUGAAAAAAUACCCACAGAAUUGUUUUGACAGAUGUCUCUCGUUGUCAGCUAGCAUUUCUCCACCGACUCGAUCCAUUUAAAUGUGUUUUGGAGUUCCCUCCCUAAUUAGCUUAUUUUUUAGAUCAUCUGCAAUUCAUUUGCAAUUUAUGAUAAAGCACAUUUUAGAGAAAAGAAACUUCCUCAAUUAUAGCUUUUGUGUUUCUUUUGAAAUGUAUAUAUUUUGACUAAUGUUUGUGAAUGAAGUUGGCUAACAUGUAUUUAGUUUCAUUUUGGCUUUAUGUAAUAUAAAGUUUUUAAAAGUUUAAGUAUUGGUUUUAACCUUUAUGUGUAAAUGGUUUUCUUGUGUGAUCUAAUUUAAUAUUAGACGUCUAAACUAUAUCUGUAAAUUAGAAUCCGACUAUCACUCUGUUCAUUUUUUUUUUGAACAAAGAGUUUAAAUAAAGCCUGAACCAGGGAAAAGAGAAAAUCCUCUUUUUUUUUUUUUUUUUUGUCGAGUUCCUAACAAGAUUUUUAUCUGAAUUGCCCUUACGUGCCUGGUCCAGGUGAAGUGUAAGGUAUCCUCCAAAGGCAGCCUUUGUUUCACUUUUGAAUAGAUUUACUAGGAAAUCUAAAUCAAGCCAUUGUUAUUCAGAGCCAAAAACCUGAUUUAUCACAUUUUUAAUCGUGAAUAGGAAAGAAGAUUUUUGAAAAACCAAGUAGUUGUAUUAUCUUGGG
Phyllostomus discolor (pale spear-nosed bat) is the source of this 4267-nucleotide messenger RNA. RefSeq names its product SRY-box transcription factor 21 (gene SOX21). NCBI's taxonomy places the organism in Eukaryota, Metazoa, Chordata, Mammalia, Chiroptera, Phyllostomidae. The transcript has a single exon. The coding region runs from base 1570 to 2400 and encodes 276 amino acids. The record is from RefSeq and is a predicted model, not a curated record. Gene Ontology annotation, biological process: anatomical structure morphogenesis; cell differentiation; regulation of DNA-templated transcription. Gene Ontology annotation, molecular function: RNA polymerase II cis-regulatory region sequence-specific DNA binding; DNA-binding transcription factor activity, RNA polymerase II-specific.